UCUCCCUCUCUCUGUGUGCGUGGUCGGUAACUUCAUAUAUAUAUAUAUAUCCAAAACCAGUCACUUCCUAUUUCUCUCUCUAAAAUUUUCAUAAAUUCUGCCUAUUUCCGUUUUUCAGGGGGAAAAAGGGAAAAAUCUUCAUCUUCCCUCCAAAGGGAAACUUGAAAGGUUUUUCCGGAGUUCCAACAAGUGCAGAGGAGCUUAGAAUCUGUGAUCCUGUUGAGACAUGAAUCCGAGAAGGGACCUCCGUGGUAACAGAGCUGCUCUUUUUGAUGGCAUUGAGGAGGGUGGAAUCAGGGCAUCAUCAUCUUACUCUCAUGAAAUUGAUGAACAUGAUAAUGAAAGAGCAAUUGAAGGAUUGCAAGAUAGAGUCAUUCUGCUGAAGAGACUGUCAGGUGAUAUAAAUGAGGAGGUGGACAAUCAUAAUCGUAUGCUGGACAGAAUGGGCAACGAUAUGGAUUCAUCGAGGGGAGUGCUGUCAGGAACCAUGGAUCGUUUUAAGAUGGUUUUUGAGACCAAAUCAAGCCGGAGAAUGUUUACACUAGUGGCAUCAUUCGUGGUCAUUUUCCUAGUAAUAUACUAUCUCACUAGGUAAAUCAAUCCGUGAUGGAUUGGUGCAACUACUAGGUGUAUGUUGGAGCUGGAAAACUUUGGUUCUCUUUUUCAAUUGUAAUCAGUGUUUACCGAAUGUUUGUAAGAUACUGUGGCUUGUCUUGUAAAGAUACUUUCAGUGUAUCCAAUGGGGAGUUGAAUUGUGUGGAA
Ziziphus jujuba (common jujube) is the source of this 762-nucleotide messenger RNA. Its product is annotated as bet1-like SNARE 1-1. The transcript has 6 exons. NCBI's taxonomy places the organism in Eukaryota, Viridiplantae, Streptophyta, Magnoliopsida, Rosales, Rhamnaceae. Bases 227 to 595 code for a protein of 122 amino acids. The record is from RefSeq and is a predicted model, not a curated record.